Penaeus vannamei (Pacific white shrimp) is the source of this 882-nucleotide messenger RNA. NCBI's taxonomy places the organism in Eukaryota, Metazoa, Arthropoda, Malacostraca, Decapoda, Penaeidae. The record is from RefSeq and is a predicted model, not a curated record.
UAAGGUUAGCAUCGACAGCUUUUACUCGAUGCCAACAAUGGCGCCGAAGCACAAUAAAGUCCGCCGGGAAAAAUCGAGCUCUUUGAGGGCGUCAGCCACGCCAAGGUGAGCUUUUCAUUGUCCUCUUCGUCUGGAAUUUCCUCGCGUCAUCGCCAGAGCAGCGCUUGGGUGUAUAUAUACUCCGGUGGCCGCAAGUGCGUCUUCAGGCACAUCAGUCAGACACAAUGGUCCGCCGCGGAGCCUCUCUCGCCGUGGCGCUCGCUGCCACACUCUUCGCCACCGCCGCCGCCCUCGCAGCCGACACCCGCCACGGGAUCGGCGUGGUGGGCGUGGGCACGGGCGCGGGGGGCCUCAUAGCGGGCAUCGGAGUCGGGCAUGGGGGCGGCGUCGUCGGAGGCGUGGGCGUUGUGGGCGGCCACGGCGACGUGGCGGGAGGGAGCAAGAGCUGCAGGUACUGGUGCAAGACGCCCCAGAACCAGGCUUACUGCUGCGAGGACGGACACGACCCCGUCUCGCAGCCCUUCGUGAAGCCAGGCAGCUGCCCGCCCGUGCGCCCGCAGUGCCCCCCCGUGCGGUCUGGCUUCCGCCCCCCCAACCAGUGCAGCAACGACUCCCGCUGCCCCGGCCACGAGAAGUGCUGCUACGACACCUGUCUGGAGCACCACACCUGCAAGGCGCCCGGCAGCACCUGGUAGGGACAGCAGCAGUCACCGAGGAAGGCGCGCGAAGACUCUGGAUCAACGUUUCUCAAAAUUAAAUUAAUGCGUUUUUUCUUUUCAGGCAAAAUGUAAAUUACCCCAAGAUGAAUGUCAGCGUAACAGAUGUCGUCAGUGGCAUAAUAGAUGACUUUGGUUGAAUAAAAAAUAUACACAUGCAAGCCUA